Acanthamoeba castellanii str. Neff is the source of this 474-nucleotide messenger RNA. Its product is annotated as hydrolase, NUDIX domain containing protein. The coding region runs from base 1 to 474 and encodes 157 amino acids. The record is from RefSeq and is a predicted model, not a curated record. Lineage: Eukaryota; Discosea; Longamoebia; Acanthamoebidae. The transcript has 4 exons.
AUGUACAAAACGAACGCGUCACCGAUGAGUAGCACGACCAAGCAGCGCAAGUCGCCAUCGCUGGCGGCCGACAUCGCGGUCAUGCGCGAGCGAGAGGGCAAGCGCGAGCUGCUGAUGAUCAAGCGAGGCGGCCGCACCUUCCACGGCUGCCUCGCCUUCCCGGGCGGGUUCGUGGAGUACGGGGAGGAGCCCAAGCACGCCGCCCUCCGCGAACUGCAGGAAGAGACGUCCCUCGUCGGCACCGACCCGCAGCUCGUCGGCGUUUACGGCGACCCCGCUCGUGAUAUCCUCUCACCUCUUCCCCGCGUUGAUUUCUCGACCAUGAAGGCGGGUGAUGAUGCAGCUCACGCCGACUUCUACGAUGUGGAGGAGCUCAAGGGCCAAACCGACAAGAUGGCCUUCGACCACGCCUUGCUGCUCCACGACCUUCUUGAGUUCGUCAAGAAGCACAACAUCGACAUCCCACGCGCGUAG